CGGCUUUGUUCGCUUUGUCUGCCGAGAAGGUCACCAUCCCGGGAGCGCGCCCUCCCCCCUCGCCGCACCAGCUUUGACAACAUGCCUCCGUUUCUGUGUCUGCCAGCUGUCUGCAUUCUCCUCUUCUACACAGUGUCCCCGUCCAUCUCUCUUCAAGAAUUCUCUGUGAGCAAGGAGACCAUCGGGAAGAUUGCAGUGGCCAGCAAAUUGAUGUGGUGCUCGGCAGCUGUCGACGUCCUGUUCCUGUUAGAUGGCUCUCACAGUGUUGGGAAAGGGAGCUUCGAGAGAUCCAAGCGCUUUGCCAUGGCCGUCUGUGACGCUCUGGACAUCAGCCCCGGGAGGGUCAGGGUGGGAGCCUUGCAGUUUGGUUCCACUCCUCAUCUGGAAUUCCCCUUGGACUCCUUUUCUACCCGACAGGAAGUGAAGGCAAACAUCAAGGGAAUCGCUUUCAAAGGCGGACGCACAGAGACAGGCCUUGCUCUGAAGAGCCUGCACAGAGGGUUCCCGGGAGGCAGACAUGGUGCUGUGCCCCAGCUCCUCAUCAUUGUCACGGAUGGCAAGUCCCAGGGGCCCGUGGCUCUGCCUGCUAAGCAGCUGAAAGAGCGGGGCAUCCUUGUGUUCGCCGUAGGAGUCCGGUUCCCCAGGUGGGACGAGCUGUUCACCCUGGCCAGUGAGCCAAAGGAGCAGCACGUGCUGUUUGCUGAGCAAGUGGAGGAUGCCACCAAUGGCCUCCUCAGCACCCUGAGCACCUCAGCGCUCUGCACCUCUGCUGAUCCAGAUUGCAGGGUGGAAGCUCACCCCUGUGAGCACAAGACACUGGAGACCAUCAGGGAACUGGCUGGCCAUGCCCUGUGCUGGAGGGGGUCGAGGCAGGCAGAUGCUGUCCUGGCUGUGCGCUGUCCCUUCUACAGCUGGAAGAGAGUGUUCCAGACACACCCCGGCACCUGCUACAGAACCAUCUGUCCAGGCCCCUGUGACUCCCAGCCCUGCCAAAACGGAGGCACAUGCAUUCCAGAAGGUGUGGAUAGGUACCACUGCCUCUGCCCGCUGGCAUUCGGAGGAGAGAUCAACUGUGCCCCGAAGCUGAGCCUGGAAUGCCGGAUCGACAUCCUCUUCCUGCUGGACAGUUCUGCGGGCACCACCCUGGAGGGCUUCCUGCGGGCCAAGGCUUUUGUGAAGCGCUUCACGCAAGCCGUGCUGAGUGAGGACUCUCGUGCCCGUGUUGGGGUGGCCAGUUACAGCAGGGACCUGAUAGUGGCCGUGCCUGUUGGGGAGUACCAGGAUGUGCCAGACCUGGUCAGGAGCCUUGACAGCAUCCCCUUCCGUGGCGGCCCAACGCUGACUGGCAGUGCCCUGCUGCAGGUGUCGGAGCAUGGCUUUGGGAGUGCCAGCAAGACAGGCCAGGACAGGCCACGCAGAGUUGUGGUUCUGCUCACCGAGUCACACUCCCAUGAUGAGGUGGCCGGGCUGGCAGAUCACGCAAGGGCCCGGGAGCUGCUCCUCCUGGGCGUGGGCAGUGAGAUGGUGCAGGCGGAGCUGGAGGAGAUAACCGGCAGCUCGAAGAAUGUGAUCGUCUACACGGACCCUCAGGACCUAUUCAGCCAGAUCCCGGAGCUGCAGAGGAGGCUGUGCAGCCAGCCACGACCAGGCUGCCAAGUGCAGUCACUGGACCUGGUGUUCCUGCUGGAUGCCUCUGCCUCCGUGGGACCUGAGAACUUCGCGCAGAUGCAGGCGUUCAUCAGGAAAUGCACCCUCCGUUUUGAUGUGAACCCUGAUGUGACACAGGUGGGCCUGGUGGUCUAUGGCAGCCAGGUGCAGACAGCCUUUGGACUGGACACCCAUUCCACCCGCGCCGCCGUGUUGCGGGUCAUGAGCCAGGCUCCCUACCUAGGGGGUGUGGGGUCCGCUGGCACAGCCCUGCUGCACAUCGACGACAAGGUGAUGACCGUCCAGAGGGGCGCCCGCCCUGGUGUCCCCAAGGCUGUGGUGAUGAUCACAGGUGGGAGUGGGGUGGAAGAUGCAGCUGUCCCUGUCCAGAAGCUGAGGAGCAAUGGCAUCUCCGUCUUGGUUGUGAGCGUGGGGGCUGUCGUCAGGGAGGCUGUGCGGAGGCUCGCUGGUCCCCGGGACUCCCUGAUCCAUGUGGCAGCUUACACAGACCUACGGUACCAUCAGGACGCACUCACUGAGUGGAUAUGUAGAGAAGCCAAGCGGCCAGUCAACCUCUGCAAACCCAGCCCAUGUAUGAAUGAAGGCACCUGUGUCCUGAAGAACGGCAGUUACCGCUGCGAGUGUCGGGGUGGCUGGGGAGGCCCCCACUGUGAGAACCGAAUCUUGAGAGGCGAUGCUCCCAUGGCAGAGUCCACAGGAAGACAGCAGCCAACCCCCUCCCAGCAAGCUCCCAGGCAUCUCAGAAUCUGAAAGACACUGUCUAUGGCCCAGUGUACCUCCUGGGGUCCUGGAACAGCUGCUUCCAGCUCUAAGCAGUGCUGUCCUGCCCCCAAGCCUCUGCCACAGAGAACUGUGCUGCUUGGGACAUUGGAAACUCCUAACGUGUCAGUAUUUAU
Molecule: messenger RNA, 2564 nt
Organism: Microtus ochrogaster (prairie vole)
Lineage: Eukaryota; Metazoa; Chordata; Mammalia; Rodentia; Cricetidae
Gene: Vwa2
Product: von Willebrand factor A domain containing 2
Molecular function (GO): calcium ion binding
Source: RefSeq, a predicted model, not a curated record